CUACGGAUUUUGUAGAUGACCCCUAACAAACCUUUUCACAGUACUUCUGUAAAAGAAUCUAAAAUGGCUGAUGAUAGCAGUGAUCAUCCUCCUGCUGAAGAUGUUGAUGGAGAAAAAAAGCAUCUUGUGAGCACCUUUGGUAAGAAGAAAAAGUAUGAUCCAACUUUCAAAGGACCCAUUGCGAAACGUGGAUGCACUGAUGUUGUAUGUUGUGUACUUAUCAGUGCCUACAUGAUUGGAAUGAUCAUUGUUGGUAUUAUAGCUAUUAUGGAUGGUGACCCAAAGAGAUUGCUAUAUGCUACAGAUUCUAAUGGGAAAGUUUGUGGCGUUGAUUAUCCUGACAGAGAAUUUCUUCAAUUUUUUGAUCUCACAAAAUGUGUGACAAAAGGAGCAUCGGAUCCGUUAACAUUCGCAAAAAAUGGAUUAUCUUGUCCUACUCCACAGGUUUGUGUAUCAAAAUGUCCAGAUUUUAGCGCUUAUUGGGCUCAAGUGUCAUGGCAGAACAUGACAUGUAUCAGUAACGUCAAACUAUCCAGUUCCACCACAAAGGAUGAACUGAAGAAACUGGUUAAGGAAGGAAAAUGUGCAACUUAUUAUCUUAAAACUGAACCUGUUUUCUACAGAUGUCUUCCAAGCAUUGCUGUUAAUACUAUAAGCAGUCUUGGACUUCUAAAUAUAGAUGGGCAGAAAGUAAAUGGAUCUGAUAUACAACUUGGUGAGACUGCUGUUCAAAUCUUGUUAAACCUUCAGAAUCUUUCAAUGCAGAUUGCAGAUGAGUUAAAAGUUGUUUGGUGGUGGAUAUUGGCUGGAUUUAUAAUCUCAAUGGUGGUUUCAAUGUUGUACAUUGUGCUGGCCAGGUGGAUAACUUUUCCACUUGUCAUCUUUACUGGUAUUGGUGUCCUUGGUAUAAUUGGUUAUGGAAUUUAUUUCGUUUUUAAAAAAUACAAAUUUUUGGUUGACACGAAAACAAGUACAGAAAUUGUGUGGAGAAUUUCAAUUGGAUUUGAUGAUUUCUCACGAAACAAAACCACAUGGUUGGUGUUAGGAAUUGUUUUGGCUAUUGUGUUUUUGGUACUUCUCUUGAUUAUGAUAUUUUUGUUUCAUCGAGUUAGAAUUGCUUCAGCAUUAAUUGCCGAGGCCAGCAGAGCAGUGACUUCGAUGCUGUCAACUUUAUUUUUCCCCUUGUUGCCAUGGUUAUUCCAGCUUGCUUGGUUUGCAUGGUUUAUAAUAAUUUUACUAUAUUUAAUGUCAAAUGGUACGAAACAGUACCAAGUGUCUCACAAUGACACCACCUACAAUAUUACAGUGGGUGAUGAGUGUGAUGAAAAUUUAUUUAGUUCAAAAUAUCCAAACUCAACUGCAUCUUGUUUGUUUGCAAAGUACAAAGAGAACAAAAAUCUGUUAAGAAUGCAAGUGUUUCAUUUGUUUGGGUGGCUGUGGGGAUCACAGUUUAUCAUAGCAUUUGCUGAAUGCAGCUUGGCUGGAGCUUUUGCAUCUUAUUAUUGGGCAAGAGAUAAACCCAAGGACAUCCCAACCCUUCCUGUAUUUUCAUCGAUGUGGCGAACUUUAAGCAAUCACACUGGCUCACUUGCUUUUGGUGCUGCCAUCAUAGCUAUAGUGAAGUUGAUACGAGUUACAUUAGAGUAUAUACACAAAAAGCUAAAAGAAAACACUGAUAAUCCUGUUGCUAACUUCUUUAUGAAAUGCUUGAAAUGUUGUUUCUGGUGUCUUGAAAAAUGUUUGCGCUUCUUGAACAAAAACGCUUACAUUAUGAUUGCAAUCUAUGGAAAAAGUUAUUGUUCGUCUGCAAAAGAAGCCUUCAGCUUAUUACUUAGAAAUCCUGCAAGAACAAUUGCAAUCAAUGGCGUGACAGGAUUUAUCCUCUUCCUCGGAAGGUUAUUGGUUACUGGAGGCAUUGGUGUUGGAAGUUUCUUUUGGUUUGCACAGUAUAAUUCGUUUCUUCCUGAUAAACUCAAUUACACAAUAGUUCCUAUUGCUAUUUGUACGAUUGGUGCAUAUUUGGUGACCGUACUUUUUUUUAAUGUGUACGACAUGGGAAUUGACACUCUCUUCUUGUGCUUCUUGGAGGAUUUAGAAAGACACGACGGUUCACCAGAAAAACCAUAUUUCAUGACGCCAGCGUUGAGAAAGAUCAUGGAUAAACAAAAUAAAGCCUACUCGAAAGAAGAUAUUAAUAUGGACAAAACUUCAACACCUUGAAAUCUCUGUAUCAAACAGAGUGUAUUUUUGUUAUAAAAGGGGUUACAAUUUAUAUUUGAGUAGUAUGAUUUAAGCUAUAUUUACUUUGCUUACAUUUUCAAAAGAAAGCUCAAGGUUGUAUCAAUCUUUUCCAGUGUCGAGAUAAGUUACUAAGCAAAAAAUUCACCAAUGUCAUCGCAGUGUGCGCUGCUUAUCUGACAUUACAGGAAAAUGUUUGUUUCAGUUCAUAAUAUUUAUCAUUGUUUAUACUGCAAUGUUUAUAUACAUUUUUUGUUCACACUCGGUUGUUUUUCACAUAGCGUUUUAAUAGCAGGCUUGCUUACCAGCUGAAAAACUUAGACUGAAGUUUUUGGUUAUUUGGUCCAGUUGGCCUAGUCUAUUAUUUCUUUUUUUGUGUGACGCCUUUCCGAAUGUAUUUUUAUAACUUCUAUGGCCAUAUUUAAUGGUGCAUAUUUUUUUAAAAUAAUUUGAAUAAUCUUCACUUUUGUAUACGUGUUUUGUAUGCAAAAGUGUUGUCUUAAGAACUGUCAACGAGUCUUACCUUAUCAAGGUUGAUUCAAAGUUGAUGUAGUUAUGAUAGUUUAAAAAUAUUUAAAUGCUGGAGAAA
Messenger RNA from Hydractinia symbiolongicarpus, 2827 nucleotides. Its product is annotated as choline transporter-like protein 4. Gene Ontology annotation, cellular component: membrane. Gene Ontology annotation, biological process: transmembrane transport. Gene Ontology annotation, molecular function: transmembrane transporter activity. The transcript has 27 exons. The coding region runs from base 16 to 2220 and encodes 734 amino acids. NCBI's taxonomy places the organism in Eukaryota, Metazoa, Cnidaria, Hydrozoa, Anthoathecata, Hydractiniidae. The record is from RefSeq and is a predicted model, not a curated record.